Molecule: messenger RNA, 946 nt
Organism: Macadamia integrifolia
Lineage: Eukaryota; Viridiplantae; Streptophyta; Magnoliopsida; Proteales; Proteaceae
Product: 21 kDa protein-like
Exons: 1
Coding region: 84-746 (220 amino acids)
Biological process (GO): negative regulation of catalytic activity
Molecular function (GO): enzyme inhibitor activity
Source: RefSeq, a predicted model, not a curated record
UCCAUCCAAAGUUACGAGCCCACUUCUGCUUCAGGCGUCUCUCUCUCUCUCUCUCUCUCACUCUAUAGCUUCGAAUUCAGAAAAUGGCCACAGCAAAGACAACCCAAACGCGCCCUGUCCUUCUCUCGCUCAUCUCCAUUUCUCUAGUCCUUCUUCAAGCUAUCUCAGCCGUCGAUUCUCAUGAAGGCGAAGACAGUAAUGCCAUCGAUUUCAUCCGUACCAGCUGCAACGCAACCUUAUACCCGGACGUCUGCUACGCCAGCCUCUCUCGCUACGCCUACACUAUCCAACAAAGCCCAGCAAAGCUCGCGCGCGUCGCCGUCGCAGUAAGCUUAUCUAGGGCGCGUCGCAUUGCUUCUUACAUAUCAAACCUCUCUCGCCAACCCGAUUCAGAGGCGGCGUUCGAUCAGGAAACCGCCGCCGUUCUCAAGGACUGUAAGAGCACUUUCGGCGACGCAAUUGAUCAGAUGAAACGCUCGAACAGCGAAAUGCUCAAUCUCGACCUCACAUCUCAUUCUCAAGGUUCGUUGCGGUUUCUGAUGAGUAACGUGCAGACGUGGAUGAGUGCCGCACUUACCAACGAGGACACGUGUACGGAUGAGUUCGGUGAUGUACCUGAUGGGUCUGUGAAAUCGGAUGUAUGUGAUCGGGUGGUGAACGGCCGGAUGUUGACGAGUAAUGCUCUUGCUUUGGUCAAUAGUUUUGUUGCAGCGACUGAAGCGGAGGCCCCUUCUAGUACACCUUGAUGGGUGAUUUCUGACCGUUUGAUCUACUGUAUUGUAUACCAAUAGGAAGGUUUGGUUUGCUAUUGUAAAGAAUUCUUAGGUUACUUGUGUAGUUCUUGAAGCUUUGAGUCUCACUCUUUUCUUCUUUCUUGAAGAAAAAGAAGUUUGUGUUCUCACUUCUCAUAACUUAACUGAGUCAAAUCGCCCUUGUUAGUGUUUUA